GAGCGCCGCGCGCAAUUCAGUCGCGCGCCGACCGUCGUAACGGCAACACGUGAGAGAGAUCUGUGUCGGUGCCCGAAGCACCCGCCCUGACGUUGUGUCCGAUUAAGUGCACUGUGAAUUCUAAGUGUAACAGUUUGUGUGACGAAUAAAUUGUGAAGUGCACUAUGAUGUUUUGUGCGUUAUGAAUGGUUUGGAUCGCUGCUUCUUCGAUCAGCGUGAGUCGCAAUUAAACGGAGAUGACUGCGGUUACAGUUAUAUAAUUAAUCGACGUUAGGCGAUGAUCGUACAAAGGCCUGGGCCGGCUCCACCCCUACGGCUCGGGCAGUGGCUCCAGUUCCGGUAGCGGCCGCCGCGCACGGCGAGGUCUCUCCGAGUCCCCAACCCCCACCACACCCACCUCAGCUUCGGACAACGCCUCUGACGCGACCCUCACGGACUCCGAGCUGCCUCUCGCGAGGGACUCCACACUGCUGGUGCAAAACGGCAUGCUCAGAUCUACAUACGAUCGGCCCGACCACGAACGUUGUCUUCUAGAAGGGUCCCGGCCCCCUCCCGAUGUGCCUCCCCGCAACCCAACGAUGUCUCGGCUAAACGGCCGCAUCACUGGCAACCCAGCUGACUUGGGAGACUUCGAACCCUCGUGUCUUGUACGCACUCCUUCGGGAAACUUCUACGUGCCUUCAGGUGAACUGAACACGUGGGACAUACAAAAGAAUCCGUCUAUGGACUAUAAAUCAAAUUCGUCGUGUAGCAGUCCAGGUAAACAAGAAAAGGGAACGCUAGAAAGGAUGGAUCGAAGUGAUAGACAUCCAGCGUUCGGGGCGCCUGUCCCUGUGCUUCCUGUGAGAAACAACCUCCGGGCCACGCACUUCCCUCCAGCGGCCUCGAGGUUCCACUUUAGGAAAGGCCUAUCUUCAAGAUGUUCGUGGAAGUGUACUGCAAUAGUGUUUAUAGUACUAUUUGUUCUAUUAUUAUCUAUUGCUUCUUAUAUGUCAGCUUCAUAUUUUACGGACAACUGGUCGUAUGAGAAUGCGAAACCAUGUUCCGUAAUCGUUGGAGAUGUGGACAAAUUUCAAGCGUCUAAAGCGACGACGCUUGAAUCCAGUAACAAAUCAUUACCACGAUCGCACCAGAGCUCGACGUCGUCAGCUACAGGUAAAGGGAGUGACCAUUCACGCGCUCGUAGAAGUGUAGACGAGCAUGCUUCUUUGUCUUCUGUUUCUUCCACGGAUUCUUCCACUGUAGAUAUGCAUGAACUAAUCACUCCUCCUUCCUCGACCACUGUUAGCUUAGUGCAUGGUGUGUCAGCUGACGGGAGUACUGAAUCACAAGAUAAGGGCGCUUCUAAAGCUUCUGUAUAUAGUGAAGUGGGCGCUAUGGGUGUUAAUGCCAAUGUAACUAAUAACAAAUCGAUAAACGUUCAAGAUGAUAUAAAACCUACCACUAAGGAAUAUACCACUUCAACGAAAAUUGAUAACGUAACUAAUACUGCAACACUUGCACAUAGCGAAAAUAACAUAACCACUACUAAGGAAUAUAGAACAUCGACAAAAACUAAUAAAGUGACUAACAAAGCUGAAAUGUUCACGGAAAUGCCACCCGAGUUAAAAAUUCAAGGGAAAGAUGCAAUAGCCUAUGAUCCCGAGGACAUGCAAGGCGAUGCUUAUCCAUCAAUUUAUUCGUACGGUGUUCAAAAGCUUCAUUAUUUAAAACUUCUCACAAGGUUAAAUAAAGAGCUACAUAUUGACUCUGAUGAUUUAAAGGAAAACCUUGAAAAAGAUCACUAUGAUACUCAAACAUCGAAAAGCAUCGGAACAAUAAUUUUACCUGUAAAUAAAACUAAUGAACAGCGUUCUACGCCUCUACUAAUGAGUGAAGCAACCACAGAACUGAGUAAUAUUUUUACAACACAUGUUGAUAACAUUAAAACUAAUUCUGAUGUUUUAUUAACCCAAACUACGCAAAGUACACAUAAUACUCUCAGAGUAAAUAAUACAACUUCGGAAUCUAUGUCUGCAACAAGUACUACUCUUACAACAGUUACUAGUUCUACUUCUGCUCCUAUUACGACAAAUGAAUCAUCUACAAUCAAUGUUGCUUCUGAAUCUAAAACAGAUGUGCCAGUGAACGGAAAGCAUGUAUUAAUUAAUUUAACAUUAUCAUCAGAUGACGCCACUAAUGGUGAUUCAUAUAAACCUUUUUAUUCCCUAACAGUAAAAAUACCAACUGUUGGCGAUUCCAAUGAAAUUCCCACUGUUAAAAUAACACCGAUCGAUUUAGAACCAACAGCGCCCACAAACUUCAAUAAACCAGUCACUAUUGAUGGAACGAAAACAUCAAAAGAAGUUAAUUCUGAAGAUUGGGGUGGUAGUUGUGAAUGUUCUUGUCCCGUGUGUGAAAAUAGCAUAACAAGUGACGAUUUAUAUGACGAUGAUACAGAGAAAACUACUCCUGUUAAUACAGACAGCACAGCAACCACAAAUGAUUCGAGUCAAACCGAAACCGAUCAUACUAAAGAGAACACAGGUUCGAGUUCUACUGAAAGUGACUAUAGCACUACAACAGAGUAUGCAAAUGCAACUGAAAGUGAUCAAUUUUCAUCUACAACCGAUUCGACAACAACAGAUGUAACUGCAGAUUUUACAACGAAUUCAGCCACUAUUUCUACAACUGAAGCACCAAUACAAUGCGUAUGUCCAAAAGUAAAGCCUCCACCAAUCCUAAUAUUGGAAGGUGCGCGAACAUUCCCAGCGCAGUCUUUUCCGCCAGAUGGGACAACGUUCAAACAGAUAACUUUAGGUGAAAAAUUAUCAAAAGAAAUCCCUCCAUAUAGCUAUUGGAACAUGCAGUUCUAUCAGUCAGAAGCCUCUUACGUGAAAUUCGACUACAUGAUACCGAGAGGGGCGUCAAUAGGCGUGUACGCGAGACGCAACGCUCUACCCACACAUACACAGUAUCACUUUUUGGAAGUUCUAAGCGGAUUUAAGGCUAGAACUACGAGAGCCUCGCACCCGUCCAUUAAGAAGGAAGUGACACACUAUAUGGAACAAGGGCACUGGUUCCUGUCUCUAUACAACGACGACGGCGACCCACAAGAAAUCUCCUUCAUCGCGAUAAUCGCGGAUGAUAUGACGCACAACUGUCCGAAUGGCUGUUCCGGAAAGGGAGAAUGUUUGAUGGGACACUGCCAAUGUCAGCCAGGCUUUGGAGGAGAUGAUUGCAGUGAAAGUGUAUGUCCGGUGCUGUGCAGCCAACGAGGCGAGUACAUAAACGGCGAAUGCCAAUGCAAUCCCGGCUGGAAAGGCAAGGAGUGCUCGCUGCGACACGACGAGUGCGAGGUGCCCGACUGUAACGGCCACGGGCACUGUGUGAACGGAAAGUGCUCUUGUGUCAGGGGGUACAAAGGCAAGUUCUGCGGCGAGGUGGACUGCCCGCACCCCACGUGCUCGGGGCACGGGUUCUGCAUCGAAGGCGUGUGCGUGUGCAAGAAGGGCUGGAAGGGCGGCGACUGCGCCACCAUGGACACGGACGCGCUGCAGUGCCUGCCCGACUGCUCCGGCCACGGCGCCUUCGACGUGGAGACGCAGACCUGCACCUGCCACGCCAGGUGGUCCGGAGAGGACUGCUCCAAAGAGGUGUGCGACCUGGAGUGCGGCGCGCACGGGCGCUGCGUGGGCGAGGCGUGCGCGUGCGAGCCGGGCUGGAGCGGCGAGUUCUGCACGGCCAAGCUGUGCGACCCGCGCUGCGGCGACCACGGCCAGUGCAAGAACGGCACCUGCCUCUGCGUGUCCGGCUGGAACGGGCGCCACUGCACGCUGGAGGGCUGUCCCCGGGGCUGCGCCGGCCACGGCCAGUGCAGGGUGGCCAACGACGGCCACUGGGAGUGCAAGUGCUUCGACGGCUGGGACGGCCCCGACUGCACCACGCUCAAGGAACAGAUCUGCGACGAUUCCAAGGACAAUGAUAAAGACGGCCUUGUGGACUGCGAAGACCCCGAAUGCUGCCAAACAGCGGCGUGCAAGACGAGCCAACUCUGCGUAUCUUCCCCCAAACCCACUGACAUCCUGCUCCGGAAGCAGCCGCCAGCGAUCACUGCGUCGUUCUUCGAGCGAAUGAAGUUCCUCAUAGAUGAGGGUAGCUUACAAAACUACGCGAAACAAGAAACAUUUAACGAGAGUAUGUUUUGGAACCACUUCAACACGAGUCGGUCAGCGGUAAUCCGUGGUCGAGUUGUUACCUCCCUGGGGUCAGGGCUGGUGGGGGUGAGGGUGUCGACCUCCACCCCGCUGGAAGGGUUCACCCUCACGCGGGAGGACGGAUGGUUCGACUUGCUGGUCAAUGGCGGAGGAGCUGUAACUCUGCACUUUGGGAGAGCGCCCUUCAAACGGUCUACACAGGUUGUCUUCGUGCCCUGGAAUGAGGUGGUGAUAAUCGAUGAAGUAGUCAUGACGACAUCAGAUGAGAAGAGUGGAAAUGGUCCACCAGCCGCUUGCCUCGCGCACGACUACGAUCUGAUGAAGCCGGUUGUUCUUGCCACUUGGAAACAUGGCUUCCAGGGGGCUUGUCCAGAUAAGAGCGCGAUUUUGGCUGAGUCACAGGUGGUCCAAGAGAGUCUCCAGAUCCCAGGCACAGGCCUGAACCUUGUGUACCACAGCUCCCGAGCGGCUGGCUACCUGUCCACCAUCCAGCUCCAGCUCACCCCGGAGAAGGUGCCGCCAACCCUCGCCCUCAUACACUUGCGGAUAACCAUCGAAGGAAUCCUCUUCGAGAAAACCUUCGAAGCGGACCCAGUUAUCAAAUUCACAUACCCUUGGAAUAGAUUGAAUGUGUACAGGCAGAGAGUGUACGGAGUGACCACCGCUUUGGUUAAAGUCGGUUAUCAGUAUACUGACUGUAAGGACAUCAUUUGGAACGUGCAAACGACCAAAUUGAGCGGACAUGACAUGAGCAUAUCUGAUGUGGGCGGCUGGAACUUGGAUAUUCAUCACAGAUACAAUUUCCAUGAAGGCAUCCUGCAGAAGGGCGACGGCACGAACAUCUACCUGAAGCAGGCGGGGCGGGUGCUGGCGACGGCGCUGGGCGACGGGCGGCAGCGCGCGCUGGCGUGCGGCGGCGCGUGCCCGGCGCGGCUGCUGGCGCCCGGCGCGCUGGCGGCGGCGCCCGACGGCAGCCUCUUCGUGGGCGACUUCAACCUCGUGCGCCGCCUCGCGCCCGACGGCGCCGUGCACACCGUCGUGCGCCUCAAUGCCACCAGAGUAUCCUACCGCUACCACAUGGCCCUCUCCCCGCUCGACGGCACCCUCUACAUCUCGGACCCAGAAUCCCACCAAAUCAUUAAGGUCCGCAAUAUAGACGACUAUAGCGACCCUGAAAGGAACUGGGAAACCGUGGUGGGAUCCGGCGAACGGUGCCUGCCCGGUGACGAAGCGCACUGUGGGGACGGAGCUCUGGCCAGAGACGCUAAGCUGGCCUACCCCAAAGGCGUCGCAGUCUCCAUCGACAACGUCCUCUACUUCGCCGACGGCACCAACAUCAGGAUGGUCGACCGAGACGGCAUCAUCACCACCGUCAUCGGCAACCACAUGCACAGAGCGCACUGGAAACCGAUACCCUGCGAGGGCACGCUCAGCGUGGAGGAGGUGCACCUGCGAUGGCCGACAGAGCUGGCCAUCAAUCCUCUGGACAACAGCUUGCACAUCAUCGACGACCACAUGAUUCUGCAGAUGGCUCCAGACGGCAGGGUGAAGGUGAUCGCCGGCAGACCGCUGCAUUGCCCGUCGCCUCUGUCAGGCUACGACAUGGAGCUGGCCACAUACGCCACGCUCGUGAUGCCGCAGAGCAUCGCAUUCGGCGCCGCCGGCGACUUGUAUGUAGCGGAAAGUGAUUCCCAAAGAAUUAACAGAGUCAGACUGAUAACGACCGACGGCAAGAUAUCGCUGUACGCUGGCGCCGAAUCGAAAUGUAACUGUCUAGAAAGAGGUUGCGAUUGCUUCGAGGCCGAUCACUUCUUGGCUUCCAACUCGAAAUUUAAUACGAUCUCCGCCGUCGCAGUCAGCCCCGAUGGGAUUGUUCAUAUCGCUGACCAAGCUAACUACAGAAUCCGCUCCGUGAUGGCGAGCAUUCCUGACGCAAGCGGAGCCAGAGAGUAUGAAAUUUACUCGCCAGACACACAAGAAAUUUACAUCUUCAAUAGAUUCGGCCAACACAUUAUGACGAAGAAUAUCUUGACGGGUGAAAACAAUUACAUAUUUACGUACACGGUGAAUACGAGUAAUGGUAAACUCAGCACUGUAACGGACGCCGCUGGAAACAAAGUUUUCUUACUACGUGACUAUUCGAGUCUCGUUAACUCCAUUGAAAAUACUAAAGGCCAGAAAUGCAGACUUAAAAUGUCAAGAAUGAAAAUGCUGCAAGAGUUGCGUACACCUGAUAAUUUCAACGUGACAUUCGAUUACCACGGCACCACAGGCUUACUCAAAGCUAAAUACGACAGCACCGGACGCAGCUACAUUUACAAAUACGAUGAAUUCGGUAGACUUACAUCCGCUGUUACCCCUACUGGAAGAAUAAUUACUUUAACGUUUGAUCUGAGCUUAAAGGGAGCAACUGUUCUUGUCAGCGAAAACAAUAAAAAACCUACAUCCAUUUUGAUCAAGGGCUCCUCUGUCAACACGAGAAUAGGAGAAUCGGAGAAGAAGACUAUAAUUUCUACUGACGGCAGUAUUUCAUCAAGUAUGCCUUGGGGCCAUGUCAUUUCAACGGAUACGGUACCUUACACGAUACUCUCGGAGAUUGACCCCAUAUUGGGAGAGAGCUAUCCCGUGCCGGCCAAGCAGAGAACUGAAGUAGGCGGUGACUUGGCAAAUAGAUUUGAAUGGAGAUAUUUCUUGCGAAGAUUGCAGUCUAACAAAGGAAAGAGUAGCAAAGCGGUCGCUCAAAUCGGUCGAAAGUUGAGAGUCAACGGUGAAAACUUGCUGACGCUCGAGUACGAUAGGGACACUUCAACGGUUGCUAUAUUUAUGGACGAUAAAGUAGAAUUGUUGAACGUAACAUAUGACAGGAUGGCGAGACCUGUGCGAUGGGGACCGAGAAGCGGUGUAUUCGCUGAAGUCGAACUCGACUACGAUAGAUUCAACAGACUAACCAGCUGGAGAUGGGGCGAUCUAAAUGAAACGUAUGGAUACGACCGAGCAGGCAGAUUGCACGAGAUACGUUAUGGGGACGGCUCGUCGUUAGCUUACUCCUUCCGUGAUAUGUUCACAAGUCUACCUCUCAAAGUAACGACCCCAAGAGGCAGUGACUACCUCCUCGACUACGACGAUUCUGGUGCACUGCAAAACCUCACCACACCUCGGGGCCACAUUCAUACUUUCGCAUUGAUGACAUCUCUUGGCUUCUUCAAAUAUCAAUACUUUUCACCAAUGAACAGGCAUCCAUACGAAAUUCUAUACAACGACGACGGGCACAUACUGGCAAAAAUAUUCCCUCACCAAUCUGGUAAAAUACUCUACGUCUAUGAUAGCUCUGGAAAAUUAGAAACGGUAUUGGCUGGCGCGUCGGCUAUACGGUACGUGUAUCAUGAAAGCAGUCAUCUAGUCAAGAAUGUCGAAAUAUCGGACCCAGAUUAUGAACUGCGACAAGAUUACAAGUAUCACGCGGGUAUUCUGAAAGACGAAAAGAUGAAAUUCAACUCCAAGAGCGGUCUCAACAAUGCCCACUUUAAAUAUCAGUACGAUGGCAAUGCGCGGCUUUCCACGAUUGACAUGAACAUCAACAGUAAGGAAAUGCCACAGCUACGGCUGAAAUAUAACCAGAACUUGGGUAUACUCGAAGCUGUCAGUGAUUUAAGGAUCUAUAGAAACACCUUCAACCGUUCCGUCAUGCAAGACACAAGCAAACAAUACUUUACGAUCACCGACUACGACGACCACGGUAGAAUUAAGACCGUGCUCAUGAACAUAAAGGCUUUCGACGUGUUCCGCCUUGAAUUGGAAUAUGACGUAAGAAACCGAAUCAAAUCUAAGAAGAUGAUGAUUGGCGACACGUCAUCUAACGAACGAAUCAGUUACAACUACGACGGACAUCUCAUGGAAGUUGUGGGUUCGGAGGACGAUUGGAAAUACGUGUAUGAUGAGAAUGGCAAUGUUAUUGGUGUUAUUGAGCAUGGAGAGAAACGUUACCUUGGCUACGAUAUUGGUGACAGAGUAGUGCAAUACGGAGAUAUUGAAUUCAGUAGCUACGACGGUAGAGGCUUUGUAAUACGGCGCGCUGAACAAAAGUACAGAUACAAUUCUCGAGGGCAAUUCGUUCACGCCUUCGAAAGGGAUAAGUUCCAAGUAUGGUACUAUUACGACGAUAGGAAUAGACUAGUCGCUUGGAAGGAUGAUAAGGAAAACAUCACGCAAUUCUUCUACACCAACCCGCAAACCCCAAAUUUGAUAACUCAUAUGCACCAUCCUAAAACUGAGAAGACUGUGAGAUUGUUGUAUGAUCAACGCAACUUCCUCACUUGUAUCGAAACUGAAGACCAGCGUUUCUACGUCGCAACAGACCACAACGGUUCUCCUUUGGUCGUGUUCGAUAUUAACGGAGAAAUCGUUAAGGAAAUCAAGCGUAGUCCAUUCGGAAAAAUUGUGAAAGAUACCAAUCCCGGCUUAUACGUGCCCGUAGACUUCCAGGGUGGUAUAUUAGACUACAACACCAACCUUAUAUAUCUGGAAAACCGUUUAUACGAUCCGGUUGUGGGACAAUGGAUGACGCCGAGCUGGGAACACCUUGCGACUAAACUGAGUCUUCCAACGGACAUAUUCAUUUACAGAUUUAGAAACAAUGAUCCCAUAAAUAGGAACCAGAACGUUCCAUACAUGACCAGCUUGUCAAGUUGGCUUGCACUAUACGGAUACGAUUUGAACAAAAUGAUGGGUUCGAAAUAUAUAACCGAUAUGAUCUUUACGCCGAAGACAUCUGUAACCGCUCCCCAGCUUGCGCCUGACUUCGGAGUUAUGUCUGGACUGCAGUGUAUCAUUGAAAAGGUGAACGAUAAACUGGCAGACUUAGAAUUUGUUCCCACACCAUUACUGAAGAUGGAGCCCAUAACCAGGAACCUUCUUCCGAGAGUAUCAUACAAGCGAGGCGUGUUUGGUGAAGGAGUCUUAAUAUCGAGAGUAGACGGCAAAGCCUACAUCAGCGUCGCCGACGGCGCUAACAGCGUGGUCGAAGAUGUUAUCACCACCGUAUUCAACAACUCCUACUUCCUGGACGUACACUUCAGCAUUCACGAUCAGGACGUUUUCUACUUCGUGAAGGACAAUUCAUUGAAGAUAAGAGACGAUAUGGACGAGUUGCGGCGGCUUUCCGGCAAGUUUAACGUGUCGCAGGACGAAACCAACGACCAAGGAUUAGAGGUGCGCGUGCACGCGGUGGGCGCGGGCGCGGGCGCGGCGCAGGCGGUGAUCGUGCUGCGCUACGGCGUGGAGCCGGCGCAGGAGCGCGCCAAGCUGCUGAAGCACGCGCACAAGCGCGCCGCCGCGCGCGCGUGGGAGCGCGAGAAGGCGCUGGUGGCGGCGGGCUGGGAGGGCCGCGCCGCCUGGAGCGAGGAGGAGAAGGAGGAGCUCAUCUCGCACGGCGUGGUGGACGGCUGGGCGGCGCGCGACGUGCACCCCGUGGGCCGCUACCCGCAGCUGGCGGACGACCCCGCCAACGUCGCCUUCGUGCGCGACGCGCGCCGCAAGCGCCGCCGCAGCGGCCGCGCGCGCCACCGCUCGUGACUGCGCGGAGCAACCGCCCGGCUCCGCGUUACGGCUCGAGAUCCGUGACCGGCAUAAUAUAUUGAAACGAUGAUACUCAUUUACGAUCACAAUUUUUUACCCUUUUUUAUUGUUUUACGGCGCCCUGUAUCCUAUAUACGAAUCGCUUCUAUUGAUUCUUUACUUCUUCGAAGUGUCGUGUACUCCUAUGAUAUUUUUAGCCAAAUAUUUCGUUCUAUCACUUGUCUUUGAGUGUUGUAAAUAAUAUUUUAUUCUUGUAGUCGGUUCCUUUUAACGAUAGACCUAAGGUCUUUUUACUUCGCAAUACUAUUACUAUUUAAGCAAUAAUUUUAUCAUUAUAAAAAAUAUGUAAUGUUAGGUUUUUAUAAUUCAUUAAACCUACGUAAGAUAGUCCCGUGUCGAAACUCAUAUCAAGCCGUUUCACUGAAUACGGUUCCUUCAGAUCUUAAUCCUAGCCCAUAUAGAUAAAACUUCAUGUUCUCCUUCCUAAUUUUCUUCAAUUUUCUCCCAGAGAAAGGCCUACAAUAGAUUUUACUAGUAUUUCUGUUCCACACCUCCAAUUUUUCUAAUAAUAAAUAGAUUGUUUACGCACUGGUUAUUUUAAUGUAUAUUUUAUAUCGAGUUACUUUAACUAACAUGGUCUCGUUACAAAUUAACGUAAGUUGAAACUUGAAUACGUACAAUGUAUGUGUUGUACAAUAAUCGUAUUAGACUAUUAUCAGUGUAGAGAUAACUUCUUGCUGACUUAUCCAUCGCCAUUAUAGACUGAAAUUUAUGUGAUUUACGCGCAAAAAUACUCAAUUUUUAUAUUUUGCCAAAUGUUAUUAAUAAGGACUUGUAUUAUUCAUUUUUAAUAUAAUAAUCUUAUGCGUUUUUGUUAGUGUCGAAUGAUAUUAUUACCAUUAUUGAUUGCAAUCCGACAUAAGUCAGCAAGAACGAAUGUAUUAAAUCGCGUAGUUUCAUAGUGUUUGUCCAUAAAUGUUUCAUUUAAAUUGUGGUGUCUACUCUGUGUUAGAGGUAUCAUUUAAAUGCUAGAUGACUGAAUGAUAGGCGUGGAAUAUUUUUUACGAAAAGUUUAUAAAAAUAAUAUAAAAAGUUAAUGAAAUAAAUUUUUAAUCUACGUACGCUCCGCAGCAAGCGGGCCUACAUGGUGAUAUUUUUGCAAAAUGUGACUAAACGAAGCAAUACUUUGUAAUGUAAUACGUCUUAUCCUUUAUUUAGUAACUUUAAGGUGUAAUUUUUUAUUUAUAACUAAUGUAAUAAUAUAUAUGAUAUUUAUAUCUAUUGUGAAUGUAGUUAUUGAUUUCGCGGUGAUAUAUAAUAGAGCGUAUUAUCUUUUUUAUAAUGUAUAAAGAUUCUAAUUUGUAAAUAGGUACUUAAAAGUUGUAACGUGUAAAAAAUAAUUGUACAUAUCUUUACGCUUGAAUUAUUUAUGUAACUAAGUAAGGUUAGGCUAACGUAUCGUAAUAACGUCAGGCUAGGUGCAGUUUCGGGGCUUUAGUCAAACUUGCUGAUCGGUUGGAUAUCCACACACUUACAAGCGCUGUAUAAUCAUUUGAAACGUUCAUUUUAUACUGUUUACCGGCUAACAAAUCGAUCAGACAACUCUAGCGUCAACAACCUUACCAUAGACUAAGCUUCUAGAAUAUUAGUGAGCUUGAGAAUGCGAUUGCAUUUAAUAAGUAGAUUCCUCUGCCGCAUUUAAUUUAUACUGUUGUAGAUAUGGCGUAGAGCCGGAUUAUGUGUAUUAUAGUCUGCAGUCAGUCGUGUAAGUUGAUAGCUCGUGCGUGCCGUGUAAGCAUGUACGAUAAUAAAUAUAGUAUUCUAAUGGAAUAUGUAAUAAAAAGUAAUAAACUGUAAA
Zerene cesonia (dogface butterfly) is the source of this 11628-nucleotide messenger RNA. It is a transcript of the gene Ten-m, whose product is annotated as teneurin-m. Gene Ontology annotation, biological process: motor neuron axon guidance. The record is from RefSeq and is a predicted model, not a curated record. The transcript is spliced from 22 exons. Bases 486 to 9767 code for a protein of 3093 amino acids. Lineage: Eukaryota; Metazoa; Arthropoda; Insecta; Lepidoptera; Pieridae.